Messenger RNA from Anopheles gambiae (African malaria mosquito), 2490 nucleotides. RefSeq lists its product as uncharacterized. Lineage: Eukaryota; Metazoa; Arthropoda; Insecta; Diptera; Culicidae. Bases 238 to 1326 code for a protein of 362 amino acids. The transcript has 3 exons. The record is from RefSeq and is a predicted model, not a curated record.
UUCAAUUCAUCCCUCCAACAUCAUUCAUCACGCAAAAAAAAACGUUAGCACCCACCCGUCGUGGUCAGCGAACCUGUGACCUGCGGACGUUCUUUGCACGCGAAACACAAGCCCAGUAGUUGCGACUCGUCUCGCAGUCGAGGUUCGUCGCUUACGGCGCGUAGAUAUCAUUAGUUAAGUGACUGCUCCGCGAAACCCAUUCAGUGUACGAGGGACAGGUGUUAGCCCAAGAGUGUGAUGAUAUCGGGAAUGAUUGCCCACAGUAAGAUGAGAUACGUUUGGUACUGUUUCGCGCUACUUGCGCUUGUGUUGUGUGGCACCUGCCGUGCUGUUACUCCUUCGGGAAAGGUAGACUUUUCCGAGGCGGAUGAUCUGAACGACGAAACCAACGGUGGUUUUGUGAGUGUGUACAAAAACUUCCCCAAGAUUCAGGUGACUGUAGACACGCAGAAGCUGAAGCGUGUGCCGCAGCCGGAAACGAAAAGUGAUGAGUCGAGCUCGGGCAGCUCCGGCAGCUCCGGUUCGGAGUCGGUCGAACGACCCUCCGUUGGAGUGCGAACGGAUAUAACGAUUGAAAUUUCGGAAGAGUCCGCAAACGAUACGCGCAUCAGUGGUGAUCGUGAUGGGAAAAAGGAUCGUAAUGGGCAGAGUGGCACGGGUGGUGGUGAUGCUGCCGGAAGUGGCAAAAAGGAUCGCAACGGAACGGGCAAAGGAACGCACGAUGAGGACGAUGACAAUGCGAGCAUCCCAGUGUUUAAGGGAAUGGCGGGAGUGUCCACCAAAAAGCCGAAACCUACGCCAACCCGUGGGUCGGUUCCACAUUCCGACAGCAGACCGAUCGUAACGUACAAUCAGCGACCGACGGUGAGCAGCUUUUACGGCCCGGGCAGUGACGAUCGCAACCGUAUCAGUGGAGAGUACGAUGGCUGGAAUGCGCACUACCCGUCGCACACGGUGACGGCCGUUUGGACCACCGAGCGACCGUACCUUCGCCGGGUGGACUACGACUAUCCAGGGCAACAUCGAUCGCCACCGUACUACAAGGGUUACGUGCCCUACAAUGUGGGCCACCGUCCCUCGCAGUCGGCGGAGCAACAUCCCCAUCAUCAUCACGCCGGCGACUGGAAACCGUGCUACUGUAGCAUCUACCAGCCGUGGGGUGCACGUGCGCCAUCCAAUCCCGUCCUGCCCGGCACGGGAACGUUGCACCCGACCGCUCACCCGCCACCGCGAAACGGCGUCGACAACAAAGUAGACAUCCCGGCCGUUCAUUCGCCACCGCCGGCACCGUCGCACCAGCAACACUAUCGAUCGAUCCACUCGUAGCGGAAUGCAUUUCGGGUUUUUGGUGGGAGAAGCCCAUCGAUCACCACCCAUCACCAUACCCCCUCCUUCCGUCCUGUCCUAAACUCACCCCACUAGUCUAUAAGAAAGCAGCAGCAGCAGUGCAUUUCCCGUUUCCAAAGCACGAGCUGGGAAAAGCAACCUCAAACAACUUGUUGUAUUUUUUUGUAAAUGAUCAAUAAAAGUUGACACACUUUUUUCUACCAUUAGAUUUCGUUUGGAGCAUUUUUCCCUCGUCGCUUCUAUUCCCUCUGUGUUUGAAUAGGGAUCGUCACAAACCAGCUCGGGUUGAUCUUCCCGCUGAUCGUUCCCGCAUUAUGUCACCUGUGCAUCCUCCCCGCUUUAGCCUGCUGAAUGCAGCACAGUUGGGUGAGACAACCCGGUUGCCUUCACAUCACCAACACAACUGUGUGGACUGUGGGAAGGGUUUUCUAAGCUACGGUAGACACGCUGACACACACAUAGACGGCGACCUGAUGCCGUAGCCGUUUGGCCCGACCUCCAAUAAAUUGAUAAGACAUCAGAGCGAGGUUCGAACGACGCAGAUGCAAAUCAUUCCGCGCUCGAUCACAUCACGGGAAGCAGCGAGUUGGUUAGGGCUUAAAUUUGAGUGUUUGAUUUUUUUGUAAAAAUGCAAACAAAGUCGUGUUUGACAAUUGUGUUGAUUGGUGCAGUAUUUGUGCUCGCUUUAGCUACUCCGUCAAGUGCAGCACCCGCCUCAACCGAUAUGGAUCAAAUGGAGGAAAUGGAAGUGCUUGGACUGGUUGGAUGUAAUCAUGCCGUCACCGUAACUGCGCUACCACUUCCCGGAUUCACUCCAACCUUUGACCAACGGCAGCGAUCGGAAGAAUCGAGCGAAAGUGGCAGUGCUUCGAAGGAAAGUCCAAGUGUGCAGGAGAUGCGAAAUGAUCAUCGAUGAAUAAAGUGUGUGGUUUAUUGUUAAAAAAAAAACUAGAUCUUACAACCCCCCUAAACCAUAAUAAGCCGUCUCGUUAGAUUGUUUUGCACUGGGGGACCCCCACCUACGACGGAACCGACGUAUUCCACCGAAUCUGUUAGACGAAGUUCCGGAGGAAUGAACCCGCUUCGUGCGUACUAUGGUGAAGAAAUAAACCAAUGUUAAAUGUUUAAGAUAAGACUGUAAAA